Messenger RNA from Musca vetustissima, 1641 nucleotides. It is a transcript of the gene Zw, whose product is annotated as glucose-6-phosphate 1-dehydrogenase. The transcript is spliced from 4 exons. Bases 13 to 1641 code for a protein of 542 amino acids. Lineage: Eukaryota; Metazoa; Arthropoda; Insecta; Diptera; Muscidae. Gene Ontology annotation, cellular component: cytosol. Gene Ontology annotation, biological process: pentose-phosphate shunt, oxidative branch; glucose metabolic process. Gene Ontology annotation, molecular function: NADP binding; glucose-6-phosphate dehydrogenase activity. The record is from RefSeq and is a predicted model, not a curated record.
UUUGACAUUGCAAUGAAUACAUUGAGAGUGGAUAUCAACCAUAAUGGUCACGAUCUGGAUAAUCACGAACAUACCCUGGAUCGAAUUAUAAAAGCCUUAAAAUCGCCCACAAUGGUGUGUGAGGGUACACAUUUUGAUGGGCAAAUUCCGCACACCUUUGUCAUAUUUGGUGCAUCGGGUGAUUUGGCCAAAAAGAAAAUCUAUCCAACUCUGUGGUGGCUAUAUCGUGAUAACUUGCUGCCGAAACCAACAAAAUUUUGUGGCUAUGCUCGUUCGAAAAUAACAUGCGGGGAUAUUCGUAAAGCCUGUGAGAAAUUUAUGAAGGUCCAACCACACGAACAAAAACUAUACGAAGAGUUUUGGCGUUUGAAUGAAUACGUUUCGGGUAAUUAUGAUGGACGUUUGGGUUAUGAAAUGCUGCAGCAACAAAUGGAGGCCAUGGAAAAUAAGGGCAUUGCUAAUCGUAUAUUUUAUUUGGCCUUACCGCCGUCUGUAUUCAACACCGUCACGGUACAGGUGAAAGAGAUAUGUCUAUCAAAGAAAGGCUGGAAUCGUGUAAUUAUCGAAAAACCCUUCGGCCGUGAUGACAUCUCCUCGAAAGAGCUUAGUGAUCAUUUGGCCUCACUUUUCCACGAAGAACAAAUUUAUCGUAUCGAUCAUUAUUUGGGCAAAGAAAUGGUGCAAAAUCUAAUGACCAUACGCUUCGGUAAUAAGAUAUUGGGUUCAACGUGGAAUCGUGAAAAUAUUGCCUCCGUGUUGAUAACAUUUAAGGAGCCAUUUGGCACGGAGGGACGUGGUGGCUAUUUCGAUCAAUUCGGUAUUAUUCGUGAUGUUAUGCAAAAUCAUUUGUUGCAAAUUCUAUCCCUGGUGGCCAUGGAGAAACCGGUUAGCUGUCAUCCGGAUGAUAUACGUGAUGAGAAGGUUAAAGUGUUGAAAAGUAUACGAGCAUUGACGCUGGAUGAUAUGGUUUUGGGUCAAUAUAUUGGUAAUCCCGAGGGAACGGGUGAAGCAAAAUUGGGUUAUUUAGAUGAUCCAACAGUUAAUCCGGAAUCUACCACACCCACCUAUGCUUUGGGAGUGUUGCACAUCAACAAUGAACGUUGGCAGGGUGUACCGUUCAUAUUGCGUUGCGGCAAAGCAUUGAAUGAACGUAAGGCUGAGGUUCGUAUACAAUAUCAAGAUGUACCCGGUGACAUAUUCGAGGGUAGUGCCAAACGUAAUGAACUGGUUAUACGUGUCCAACCCGGUGAGGCGUUGUACUUUAAAAUGAUGACCAAAUCGCCGGGUAUCACUUUCGAUAUUGAAGAAACGGAGCUGGAUUUGACGUAUGAACAGCGUUACCGAGAUUCCUACUUACCCGAUGCCUAUGAACGUCUGAUCUUGGAUGUGUUCUGUGGCUCGCAGAUGCACUUUGUGCGAUCCGAUGAGUUGCGCGAAGCUUGGCGUAUUUUCACACCGAUACUACAUCAAAUCGAGGAUGAGAAAAUUAAACCAAUACCCUAUGUUUAUGGAUCACGUGGCCCCAAAGAGGCGGAUCGUAAAUUACAUGAAAGUAAUUUCUUAUAUUAUGGUUCAUAUAAAUGGCAUGGUAAUAAUGGUUUAAACAAUAAUAAUAACAAUAACAACAAUAAUAAUAAGUAA